Molecule: messenger RNA, 2256 nt
Organism: Myotis daubentonii (Daubenton's bat)
Lineage: Eukaryota; Metazoa; Chordata; Mammalia; Chiroptera; Vespertilionidae
Product: leucine-rich repeat-containing protein 37B-like
Molecular function (GO): protein binding
Source: RefSeq, a predicted model, not a curated record
AUGGACUCUAGCCUGCUGACCUCCAUCCCCCUGGGGCGCACCAAGCCCUGGUCUUGGGAUCACGAGGCAGCAGACUCACUUCCUGAUUCGGGUGAAGAUGAGCAUCACCUCUUGCCAAUCGGUGAAAAAGAUGUGGAUCUGGGGGUUUUAAAAACUUCAGAGCCCCCUGAGAAGAUGGCAUCAUCUGAGCAGGAGUCCCCAUCUCUGUCUACUUUGGAGGCUGCGGCUACAGCCCUGCAACAGACUGCGGCUCCUCCAAAGCCCUCUGAGGUGCCGUUUGUACAGCAAGCGCCGGUUCAGGCUCAGUGGCCAACCAUUCCACCUGUGGACCUGGGAAUCACCAUCACUCCUGAACACAGUGUGGGGGCUGCGGCUACAGCCCUGCAGCAGACUGCAGCUCCUCCAAAGCCCUCUGAGGUGACACUUCCACCGACAGAGACUGUUCAGGCUCCUCAGGCAACCUUUCCACCUGUGGACCUGGAGCUCACCAUCACUCCAGAGUCUAUGGUGGAGACUGGUGCUACAGCCCUGCAACAGAAAACAGCUCCUGCAAAGCCCUCUGAGGUGACACUUCCACCAACAGAGACUGUUCAGGCUCCUCAGGCAACCUUUCCACCUGUGGACCUGGAGCUCACCAUCACUCCAGAGUCUACAGUGGAGACUGGUACUACAGCCCUGCAGCAGAAAACAGCUCCUGCAAAGCACCCUGAGGUGACACUUCAACAUCCAGAACUUGUUCAGGUUCAGCAGGCAGCUUUUUCUGAAGUCACAGCCACAGUUCUAUCGUUUAACCUGGAAGUUACCAUAACUCAGCCACCAGCGUCAUCAGAGACAGUUCCUCCAAUGACUGAACAGAGUGCCACCGUGAACAUAUGUGAGCUCUGCUCCUGCAGUAAUGGGACACUGUCAUGUAUUGGUUUUGGCUCCAAGCGGAGGCUCAACAGAGUGCCAGUACCAGAGCCCAGCACCUAUAAUGGCACCUUCACCAUCUUAAACUUGCAAGGAAACGCUAUUUCUUACAUUGGUAAAGAUACCUGGAAGUCAUACCAUUUGGUUGAGAAACUAAAUCUCAGUGCAAAUAAUUUGAGAGAAUUACGUAAAGAUUCAUUUGAAGGCCUGGUUUCCCUCCACUAUUUGGACUUGUCCUGCAAUAAAAUAGAAUUUAUUGAAAAGAAUGCAUUUGAUUCACUACCUCUUUUACAAUAUAUAAAUCUUGGUUGCAAUUUAAUCACAAAGGUGAACUUUGGAACAUUUCAGACCUGGCAUGGAAUGCAGCUGUUACACAAGUUAAUUCUACAUGAAAAUCCUCUGAUGACUGUUCAAGAUCCAUAUCUUUUUAAUUUGCCAGCAUUGAAAUAUUUAGACAUGGGAACAACACAAGUGACUUUGACAACACUUGAUAACAUUCUCAUGACAGCCCCUGAAUUAGAGAAACUCAUCUUACCUAACCAUUUGGCCUGCUGCCUCUGCCAAUUUAAAAAUAAUAUUGAGGCUGUUGCCAAGACAGUCAAACUGCAUUGUGAGACCGAAUGUGUGACCGACACACCUUGUGAUGAAGAACUCAUAAUAGAAGGACCACUAAUGAACACAAUUCAGGGCCGGCAGAACAGCACCACUGAGCUGACCAUUGAGCCAGAGAGGGCAUCCUCUAUCAAAAGUAGCGACACUUCCUCAUCCCUUAUGAGCCUUCUGAUGAGACUGCUCACUGAGCAGGAGGAAGUAAAGAUAUCCAACGCAGACUGGGAUGCGGAACAAUGGAAAAAUGAGUGGAUGCAUGCCCUCAGGAAGCAGGAAGAGAAGGUGACUAAUGAGGUCAGACAAGAAGUGCUAAGAUAUAAGAACGAAGUCAUCAUUGCAACACCUGUGAUUGCUGUAACAACGUUUUAUUUUAUAGUUUUCUGUCACAUUGUGAUUUUUCGGGGGAAGAUACAUAAAUGGGGAAGCUCAAGGUAAAUAUGGAUCUGGUGAUUUUUAAAGUAGAAUUUUAUAAGGAGAGGAACUUCCUCUUUCUGUAAGCGGCCAGAGGUGACCUCGGAAAAUGGCUCAUUAUUCACUUGAGUCAGAAAACCCCACAAAAUCAUGAAAGUCAAGAGAUUUAAACCUUUGUGUUCACUUUAAGGACACUCGUGAAACUACACAGGUCAUCAAGGGUACGCAUAUCUGAAAACCACCAAGCAUCGAAGGAUGUCAUUUUAUAGAAGCAAUGUGUGCCAUUCUGUCAUUACAGUGGUGGAGUUGGUAGGCGUGCUCAGGCCA